Nestor notabilis (Kea) is the source of this 468-nucleotide messenger RNA. RefSeq names its product centrin-2-like. Gene Ontology annotation, molecular function: calcium ion binding. The transcript has 4 exons. Lineage: Eukaryota; Metazoa; Chordata; Aves; Psittaciformes; Psittacidae. The annotation marks the transcript as partial. Gene Ontology annotation, cellular component: centriole; centrosome. Gene Ontology annotation, biological process: mitotic cell cycle; nucleotide-excision repair; centriole replication. The record is from RefSeq and is a predicted model, not a curated record.
AGAGCGAGCGCCAGGCUGGAGCUCACCGAGGCGCAGAAGCGGGAUAUCCGCAAGGCUUUCGACCUGUUUGACACGGGCGGCACCGGGAACAUAGAUGUUAAGGAGCUAAAGGUGGCCAUGAGAGCACUUGGGUAUGAACCUAGAAGAGAAGAGAUCAAGAAAAUGGUAUCAGAUAUCGAUAAGGAAGGAACAGGAAAGAUCAGCUUCAGUGGCUUCUUCAGAGUGAUAACACAGAAAAUGGUUGAAAAAGAUUCCAAAGAGGAGAUUCUCAAAGUCUUCAAACUCUUUGAUGACGAUGAAACUGGCAAAAUCUCUUUCAAAAACCUCAAACGUGUCUCCAGAGAACUGGGCGAGAAUCUCACGGAUGAGGAGCUGCAGGAAAUGAUCGAUGUAGCGGACAGAGACAGGGAUGGGCAAGUGAACGAGCAGGAAUUCCUGAGCAUCAUGAACAAGACCAGCCUUUACUGA